GUCUUCAUCUCCACCGUGCCGUGCCGGUACGUGCCUUCUCCUCCACCUCCCACAAUCAUACAAGCUCACGGGUUGUCCCACCUUCCCGGUACGCCCUGGCGUCCACCUUAGAAACAAGAUUCGCCGUGCUUGCUCGGCACUCUACUGGCUUUUCUAACCUCGUACGCCUUCCGCUGCUCGUUCGAUGGGGCUCCCAAUGCAGCAUCAUGCACGUCUUACCCCCGGCACACGAGAACUUGGGAUCCUGAUAGUGGCCAACCGAGCUCCAUCGACAUGCAACCUUCUCUGUUGUGUCUCGGAACCGUGAGGUAUAUUAGGAGCUCCUAACCUCUUGCCCUCGGAGCUCUCGUGCUACCUCCACCGCCUUUCACCUCUCACUUUCACUCACCGUCGUUCGCGUGAGGUGGCUCUGGGUCCGCUGCGGCACUGUAGAAGCCAAUUGCUCUCCUGCUUCGAGUCUACUGCCCCUGUCGUCAAUUGCUUCUGCUGCUCUAGCCAUGCGUGCUUCCACAACAGCAUGGGCGCUCGCUCUUGCGGGCAUCCAGGUCUCCUCGGCCAUCAAUGCCGCCACCGUCCACAAGCUGAACGACUUGGCUGAGAUGGGUCUUUUGCCUGACGGAACGUCCAUGGGUCAUGCCGUCUUUGUGCCUGAGCUUGCCAACCUCAAGGUUGCAGCGCCCGCGUAUCCUCCACCCAGCAAGCCGGAGGUAAUCACGCCUGAAUAUGUGGAGCUACCGCUAGACCAUUUCGCAAAGAACCAGGACUACAGCUACCACGGUACCUUCAACAACCGCUUCUGGGUUGCGGAGGCUGCCUAUAAGCCCGGCGGCCCCGUCUUCAUCUACGACGCAGGCGAGGCGAACGCCGCGAACAAUGCCUUGUUCAGACUGCAGAACGAGACGAGCUUCUUCAAGCAGCUCGUGGACAAGUACAAUGGCGUUGGUAUUGUGUGGGAGCACCGAUACUACGGCAACUCCACCCCAGAGCCCAUUGACCUGAACACCCCACCUGAGGUGUUCAAAUGGCUCACCACCGAGCAAUCCCUCGCGGAUGUGGACAAGUUUGCCAAGCAGUUCAAGAGGCAGAACAUCAAGCAAGACCUCACUCCCAAGAAGACUCCAUGGAUCUUCGUCGGUGGCUCCUACCCGGCCAUGCGCGCCGCUUUCAUGCGUGAGAAGUACCCUGAUACUAUCUACGCCUCAUUCGCCUCCUCCGCACCCGUCGAGGCCCGCACCGAUAUGUCUGUCUACUUCGAGCCCGUCUGGCGUGGCUUGAACAGGUACGGCUUCGGCAACUGCUCCCAGGACAUCCACGCCGCCAUCAACUACAUCGACAACCUCCUCGAGAAGAGCCCGGCCAAGGGUGCCGAGCUCAAGAAGCAGUUCUUGGGUCUUGGAGCUGAGAAGAACUCGCACGCCACUUUCGCUGAUGCUCUCACCACCCAUUUCUCCUACUGGCAGUCAUACGGCGUCGACGGAGCUCCAUUCGGUCUCCGCGGCUUCUGCGACUGGCUCGAAACUGACCCCUCUGCUGGAAACAAGACCGCCCCUGCUGAGGGUUGGGCAAAGACCAAGGGUGCCAACUACACUGUCGCCAGAUGGUCGCAGUUCCCAUACCUUGCGGACAUGGUGAACGGCUUCUUGGAGACCAACUGCUCUGGCGAUGCGACCGUCCAGGGAGACUGCGACUUGGACAGGCAAUUCACCGACCCAUCCAUGAUCUCCUGGACAUGGCAAUACUGCACACAGUGGGGAUACUUCCAGUCCGCCAACCUCGGCCCUCAACAGCUCGUGAGCAAGUUCAACAGCCUCCGUCACCAGCGCGACAUCUGCCACCGCCAGUUCCCGACCGCAAAGGCGCCUCUCUUCCCCGACUGGCCACGCACCGACCGCACCAACGACGUCUUCGGCGGCUGGGACAUCCGCCCCUCCAACACCUACUGGUCCGGCGGCGAGUUCGACCCCUGGCGCACGCUGUCCCCGCUCACCGGUGAGCCCGGCUACCCCAAGCCGCGCGCCUUCACCAACCCGCCCAAGUGCGGAGAGGAGCAGGACGAGGACGACAUCUUCGGAUACACCCUUCCCAAUGCCCAGCACUGCUACGACUUCAGGACCUACUUCGCCGGCGGCGAGAUCUCGAGGACAUACUUCACCAACGCGCUUGACAAGUGGUUGAAGUGCUUCAAGCCCCGGGGCGGUCACUAAGUAAACAAGCGAUGAAUCUAUAUAUCCCGGGUACCCAAAGUGCCACCGUUGAUAGUCGUCGAUAUAAUAGUGAAAUGACGUACGUGAAAGCAAAUAACG
This is a messenger RNA of Aaosphaeria arxii CBS 175.79, 2303 nucleotides long. RefSeq lists its product as uncharacterized. The transcript is spliced from 3 exons. Gene Ontology annotation, biological process: proteolysis. Gene Ontology annotation, molecular function: serine-type exopeptidase activity; dipeptidyl-peptidase activity. NCBI's taxonomy places the organism in Eukaryota, Fungi, Ascomycota, Dothideomycetes, Pleosporales. The record is from RefSeq and is a predicted model, not a curated record. The coding region runs from base 498 to 2204 and encodes 568 amino acids.